AUGAACCCAAGCAACGCAAGUAUCCCAAAGAUUUUCAUUCUUUUGGGUUUCUCUGACCAUCCCUGGCUAGAAAUGCCACUCUUCAUAAUGGUGCUGAUUUUUUACAUUUGCACUCUUGUGGGGAACAUUUUAAUUAUUGUGGUAUCCAGGAUAGAUCCUCAGCUUGACAGCCCUAUGUACUUCUUCCUUUCCAACCUCUCUUUUCUGGACCUGUGCUUUACAGCAACUACCAUCCCUCAACUGCUGUUGAACCUAUGGGGCCCAGAUAAGUCUAUCAGCUAUGGAGGUUGUGUGACCCAGUUUUACAUGUUUCACUUCCUGGGGGCCACUGAAUGCAUCCUCUUAGCUGUGAUGUCCUUGGAUCGUUACAUGGCCAUCUGCAAGCCCUUGAGGUACUCAGCCAUCAUGCAUCAGCGACUCUGUUUGCUCCUAGUGGCCUUGGCAUGGCUAAGUGGUUUGAUUAACUCCUUGCUCCAGUCAUCUCUCACAGUCCAGCUGCCACUUUGUGGUAAUAACAAGGUAGAUGAUUUCCUAUGUGAGGUUCCCGUGAUGAUCAAGAUGUCAUGUGUCGAUACCACAUUCAAUGUAGCUAUGCUCUCCAUUGUGGGGGCGUUCUAUUCCCUGGUGCCCUUGUCAUUUAUCCUUGUCUCCUAUGGGUUCAUUGUAGCUACCGUGCUCAAGAUUAAGUCCUCAGAGGGAAAGAAGAAGGCCUUUAACACAUGUGGUUCUCAUGUUAUUGUUGUAUCUCUCUUCUAUGGGCCAGUGAUUAUUAUGUAUGUGCAACCUUCUGCAGCUAAUUCCCAAGACAAAAACAAACUAAUGUCCCUGUUUUACAGUUUGGUGACUCCUAUGCUUAAUCCUUUUAUAUAUACUUUGAGGAAUAAGGACAUGAAAGGGGCAAUGAAAAGACUUCUCAUUUCACUGUACCGUCAUGGACGAGAAUAA
Messenger RNA from Talpa occidentalis (Iberian mole), 945 nucleotides. Its product is annotated as olfactory receptor 2B11-like. Gene Ontology annotation, molecular function: olfactory receptor activity; G protein-coupled receptor activity. Gene Ontology annotation, cellular component: membrane. Bases 1 to 945 code for a protein of 314 amino acids. The transcript has a single exon. Lineage: Eukaryota; Metazoa; Chordata; Mammalia; Eulipotyphla; Talpidae. Gene Ontology annotation, biological process: G protein-coupled receptor signaling pathway. The record is from RefSeq and is a predicted model, not a curated record.